AUGCGGUUUGAUCAGUUACAGAUGGCUCAAGACUUUUAUGUUACCUAUGCAAAGAAAGCUGGAUUUGCAACUAAGAUAAGGACAACAACAUUUGACAAGAUCACAAAGGCUCCCGUUAACCAAGCUAUACACUGUAAUCGCGAUGAGAUCCACGAGUCUCGUGUUAAAGCACCAAUGCGGAAGAAUACAAUUUCAGCUGCUGGGUGCAAGGCAAGGAUAUAUGUAAAGUUUGAUAAAGACGUGCAAGACUGGGUUUUGUUCAAGGUUAACUUGAUGCACUCACACCCCUGUUCACCGAGAAAGGCAGUGCACUACCAUGAGUAUAGGAAGCUGACCAUGCAUGCGAAGUGCGUGAUCGAGGAUAAUGAUGAGGCUGAGAUUCGACCAAAUAAGACAUUCCUUGCUUUGUCAAAUGAGGCUGGUGGCCCCUCUAACUUGGGAUUCUCAGAGAAGGAUUUAAAAAACUAUAUAACAGCAAGGCUCCGAACUAGCAACGUGAAUGCGGAUGUCAGGGAGAUGAUGAGCUACUUCAUGAGAAUGAAGGACAUCAAUCCAAACUUCUUUUACGCGGUGAAGUUGGACGAGGACUGUAAAUUUAAGAGCGCAGUAUGGGUUGAUGCAAGGUGUAGGGCGUCGUAUGAAUACUAUGGAGACGUCGUGUCAAUUGAUAGCACGCAUGGAUUACCGUUUGUGUCAUUCGUUGGGGUCAACCACCAUGGUAAGUCGACCCUCCUCGGUUGUGCUGUGUUGGGUAAUGAGGAAAUCACAAGUUAUGAGUGGGUUUUUAGCCAAUGGGUGAAGUGCAUGGGAACUGCUCCACAGUGUAUCAUAACCGAUCAAUGUUGA
Messenger RNA from Arachis ipaensis, 846 nucleotides. RefSeq names its product protein FAR-RED IMPAIRED RESPONSE 1-like. NCBI's taxonomy places the organism in Eukaryota, Viridiplantae, Streptophyta, Magnoliopsida, Fabales, Fabaceae. The record is from RefSeq and is a predicted model, not a curated record.